AUGACUCAGGGCACUAAUGAGGAAUUUCAAGCCUUGGUAACUGUAACAACGGACCCAACGUGUUACUCACAAGCUGUGGGCCACCCACACUGGCGGGAUGCUAUGGACCAAGAGUUCAACGCUCUUCUCCAUAACAACACCUGGCAGCUUGUUGCACCUGCACUGGAUAUGAAUAUAAUCGGAUGCAAGUGGGUGUUCCGUACGAAGCGUACGGCUGAUGGCACGGUUGAGCGGCACAAGGCACGCCUUGUUGCCAAGGGUUUCAAUCAGGUAGCGGGCGAAGACUUCUUCGACACUUUCAGCCCGGUGGUUAAACCAACCACGGUGCGCAUGCUACUGUCGCUGGCCAUCACCCACAGCUGGACUCUACGGCAGCUAGAUGUCCACAAUGCCUUCCUAAAUGGGCACUUAGCCGAGACAGUCUACAUGAACCAACCACCUGGGUAUGAAGAUCCAGCACACCCAGAUCACGUUUGUUUGCUCCAGCGGUCUCUCUAUGGUCUGAAGCAGGCACCUCGGGCCUGGUUCAAACGCUUGCAUGAUUUCUUACUCACUACAGGGUUCUGUGCAUCGAAGACGGAUGUUUCUCUAUUCUACUACGUCUCGGAUGGGUCUCGUGUCUACCUCCUGGUCUACGUAGACGACAUCAUCAUGAUGGGCAGUAAUCCUACUUUGGUCAACACCUUACUAAACCGUUUGGCUACAACUUUUAAAGUCAGGGACCUUGGCAAACCGGGCUUCUUCUUAGGCAUUGAAACAAUACACACGAGUGCAGGAAUGAUCUUAUCGCAAAGGCGUUAUAUGAAUGAUUUAUUGAAUCGGGCAGGGAUGACAGAUUGCAAGCCUCUAGCAACUCCAGCUUCCACGACGCAAGCAGUAACCCCGUCUGACGAGCUGUUCGAUAAUCCUACUCAGUAUCGUCGUAUAGUUGGCGCACUGCAGUAUCUGACCAUCACUCGUCCUGACUUAUCUUAUGCUGUCAACCGCUUAUGUCAAUUCAUGCACUCACCGACCGUUGAUCACUGGGCCAUGGUCAAGCGUGUGUUACGGUAUGUCAAGGGCACUAUGGAUUACGGGCUCCGGCUAUCGGCUUCCACUUCCACGUCAGUACAGGCAUAUUCCGACUCCGAUUGGGCUGGUUGUCCGGUAGAUAGGAAGAGCACCAGUGGGUAUGCAGUCUUUCUCGGGACCAAUCUCAUUUCCUGGCUUUCCCGGAAACAACGGACUGUGGCCCGGUCGUCCACAGAAGCAGAGUACAAGGCCUUAGCAGAUGUGGCAGCUGAGGUACGUGGGUUGUAUCCCUUCUCCGUGAGCUAG
Molecule: messenger RNA, 1317 nt
Organism: Ipomoea nil (Japanese morning glory)
Lineage: Eukaryota; Viridiplantae; Streptophyta; Magnoliopsida; Solanales; Convolvulaceae
Exons: 1
Coding region: 1-1317 (438 amino acids)
Source: RefSeq, a predicted model, not a curated record